Molecule: messenger RNA, 1296 nt
Organism: Haliotis rufescens (red abalone)
Lineage: Eukaryota; Metazoa; Mollusca; Gastropoda; Lepetellida; Haliotidae
Product: toll-like receptor 4
Exons: 3
Coding region: 1-1296 (431 amino acids)
Biological process (GO): toll-like receptor signaling pathway; immune response
Cellular component (GO): membrane
Molecular function (GO): transmembrane signaling receptor activity; protein binding
Source: RefSeq, a predicted model, not a curated record
AUGCCAUGUCUUCCCCCUAAACUGGAGACUUUCUACUGUGACGACAGCACAUUUAGGAUUUCUUUUUUUAACUUCACCCCAAACAAUCUAACGAAAAUCAGUUACAGGAAAAACGUCAUAACCUACUGGACGGGUCCAAAGUAUGGUUUAAACCAUUUAACUGAAAUUGACCUAUCAGAAAACUUCUGCGAUCGUGUUUAUGAUGGUUGUCUGAAAGGCUUUACUAGUCUCAAGAUAUUAAGAGCUAAUAGAAACUACCUUGGGGCCUUCUUAGGUAACGAUAAAAACGGGCAGGUGUUUGCUUAUUCACCAACCCUCGAAUUUUUAAAUCUAUCUUUGAACAGAAUCCAGUUUUUACCAGUGAAUGUGUUUCGAAACCUUGUCAGUCUGAAAAACUUGAACCUAAGUGAGAACAGUAUCACAAAACUGAAAGUAAAGGUUAGUCAUAUGACCAAUUUGACAUCUUUGAAUUUAAGUUCAAAUCAAAUUCCAUCCCUAAAUCACAUGUUUAUGUCUCAACUGGACAUAAUCAGCAAAAGCUCUGCUUUAAAGGUUGAUCUUUCAGCCAACCCACUUAUCUGUUCCUGUGAGACAUUAUCUUUUGUAAAAUGGAUGACACAGAGAAAGGACAUGUUUGCAAGCCAACAUUUGUAUAAAUGUACAUCACAAUCUGGAUGGUUAUACAACGAAAAUGUGUUUGAGAUUCUUUCACAACUUCAACAAAAGUGCACCUCUCAUUUUGGCCUAGCGAUGGGACUGUUGGUUUCUGUAACAAGUUUCCUCUGCAUCUUGUGUGCUUCUAUCCUCUACAGGUAUCGAUGGAAGCUGAUAUACCUGUAUUACAUAGCGCGGGGACGUUACCGAAAAGUUGACCUGAUUCAACACGGGAAUGACAGGGAAUAUGAAUAUAAUGCUUUUAUCUCCUACGCUGACGAGAACCGUGACUUUGCUCUGCACAUGUUCAUCGAGAAGCUUGAAAGAGAAGGCAAUCUUCAACUGUGUCUUCAUCAUCGUGAUUUCAUUCCAGGCGAGGCAAUAGCUGCCAACAUCCUGUCAGCCAUUCAAAAAAGUAAACUUGUUGUCAUCGUGCUUUCCCCUAACUUCCUGGACAGUUACUGGUGCAGAUACGAGUUUGGAGGUGAUCGCCUGACCGGUCCAAAAGAUGAGCUAGAGGAGAUGCUGAAGCGUGAUGCAGCUAAACACGCUACCGCUGAGUCCGCAGUCCACAAGAACCUCAUGAUUGCUGAUGAACUGGAUGCGGAAAGAAAAGCUGCGGCACUGGAGGCUGAGAUAUGA